UCGAGCCGCUGAAUCAUUUCAGUUCUGUACGCGGAAGAAUGCAGUCGUAUUUUCUAAACUCGCUGUCCAAAAGCUAAUCCAAUUUUUGAUCUUGAUAAAUGCCAUGAGAGAAAUGUUAAUGAUCAUCAAAUCAAGGCAUAAUUCAGUGUUUAUUAAUAGAAUCGGAGCGCAUCCUGUUUAUGGGCCAGCAGUAAGCGGAAAUUAACGGAAAGAAAACUCAGUAUCGUUAGAGGAUAAACUACAAUCAUCUACUUAAAUCAUCGCAGUAUUAACAAGCAAGUAAACAAAGCUAAGCUUCCACAACCGAGGGCAAUACCGUAGAACACGUAACACGUAAAGUCUCACCCACUAUGAGUGAGCACGAGGACCUGGAAGACGGAGAGAUUGAGGACGGAGAGAUCGAGGACGAUGACGAAGAGGGCGUCCCGGUGGCAGCAGCGGCAGUGGAAGGCAGUGCUGCACCCGCUCCAGAACAAACGGCCGGCCCGGCGGCCACUUCCGGUGUCGAUACUGCGGCGGGCCCCGCUGACGAUCGGCGGAGAGACGCAGAACGCGACCGGACGCGGGAGAUCCAGGAAAAGGUUCAAAGCGUCAAGAAGAUGAUCGACGCCAAGGCGCGGCUGAUCGACGAGGUGGCCCCGUCCAAGUCGUCUAAGCGGGCCAAACCGGUCGUUGAUGAUUGGGCGACCAAGGUGGAGAAUGCCCUCGCCAACGCACUGAUCAAGGACGGCGUCGAGCCUCCAAUGCCAUCGAUUAGCAGGAGGUCGGAAGAGCGGGACGCCGAAGUGCCAUCCAAGCGCCGGAAGCGGGACAGGCAAAAGAAGAAGCCUGCCCCUGCAGAGAAGGCGACCAAAGACCAGGAGAUGGAGGAGAUCGAUCUGGAGUACGAGAUGAUGAACGUCCGCGGCGGUAGUCCCCGGCCACAGGCACGGAGCAACAACACCGGCAGUGGUGGACGACAGCACGAUCGAAGCGAUUCGGAGGACAGCUACAGCUCGGACGAGUCUCGCGGUGGUCGGCGGGAUCGGCGCGAUCGAGACAGGGAGCGCGAUCGGGAGUACAAUCGACGCAAGCGGAAGAACCGCCAGCGGAACCGGGCCAACCGGGAUAACCGGAAGCGCAAGCGAGAUGAUUCGGAUGACGACAAGCACCACAGCCGCAACAGCGGACCGCGCAAGAUGGAACUGUGCAAGUUCUACCUGAUGGACUGUUGCGCCAAGCGGGAAAAGUGUCUGUACAUGCACUCAGACUUUCCGUGCAAGUAUUACUACCUGGGGCUCAAGUGCAAGGAGCAGGACAAGUGCCUGUUCAGCCACGGCGAUCCGUUGACGGACGAGCUGCGGGUCAUACUGUUGAAGCAUUUAGAAACGGCGCCGCAGGAAAUCCUCGGCGACUUUCCGCGGAUCAACCGCGAGUCGGCGAUCAAGAUGGUUAACGCGACGCACCAGAAGCUGACGAACAAGAACAAGGCAAGUGGAGGGGGUGCUGGAGGCGGCGAUACUGCUGCGGUUUGUGGUGAUGGUGAUGGGGACAAGAUUCCGUCCCUGCUGGACAUGAUGGCGCACGGCGAUCGGGGUGGGUCGAAGAACCGACGAUCGCGGUGGUGCGAUAAGAAUCCAGGCAAUGGCAGUAGCAAAGCCAAUGAGAGCAACUCUGGAGAGGACUUCCUGAGCUUGAAAUACCUUAACGGAGUCAUAUCGCAGGAGCAAAUCGUGAACCUGGAAGAGAUGGGUAUCCACAAUCUGGACCAGAUCAGUCAGCUGACUGUGGCGCAGCUGAACGAACUUGGUUUGAGCAUCAAUCAGAUUCAUGAACUGCAGCUCAACGCGCUGAACAUGAAGAAGUUGAGGGAAAACAUCGCAAAGCAAGGCGCUUCGGACGGUGUCGAGGGCGGCAUAGAUCCGGCGUCAAGCAGCAAGGACAUGGAUAUGCGCAUCACUCCCUCGCACACGGAUCUACAGAAACCGAUCAGUUCCGACAUAGGUACUCUUAGCGGAGGUCAGGACGUCGACAUGAGAUUCCUUCCCAUGGUCAACACGGCUGGUCCGGCAGACGCACCAGGAAACGACAACUCCAACAGCCAAGAAGAGCUCAACCAACUCUUGCCACUGACCGGCCUCAUCAAGACUCCAACCGUGGACUACUCGCAGUAUCUCAAGGAUUCGAACCUGAACGACGACGACGAUAUGGACCACACGGAAAACGCGGACAAACUGAUGAUCGCGCACGACGACGAAGACGAGGACGAUGAUGACGAGGAAAACAAUCUCAAAAUCAACAUCGAAGAAGAACAGCCCGAGGAUCGCAACGGUCUCGGCGCCUUCGAGUGGGACAGAGAAGACGAGGACGAUCGGAGGCCUCUCCAGCCCCAGCCGGCAGUCUUCGACACCAAGUCCGUUACCCAAUCGCUUUCCACGCAAAAGAUCGACUACACCAAAUCCUUCGGCAUGUACAAACCAGCCGACGAGGAACCGGAAAAGCCCCCCACCGAGUCGUGCAUCCUCGAUCGCUACAGCGACGACUCCGACAGCUCGAAAAAGAAAUCCGACAUCUUCUCCACCCGCAAAUCCAUGUACAAUCUAGACCCUCCCGGAGCCAGCUCACCUUCUUCGACCAAACAAGGCGACUCUCCCAACAGCACCCCCACCCUAGGAUGGACACCAACCGCCGGAACAACCACCACAACCACGCCAUCUACCACCGCAAAAUCCUCGUCCAAAGCGCCGCUCCGGCCAUCGAUCUACGACGACCCGUGCGCCACUUCGGACAACAGCGACAACGACGAAGACAAGUCAACGUACGCCGAUCGCGACAAAGACAUGAGACUGAACUUUCUGGGGCUCGGCGAUACGAAGCUGGACGGCGACGGAGACGGAGGUCUGGGUGCGUCGUCGAGCGACGUGGAUCUGCGGCUGCCCUUCAAGCCCAUCAUGACCAACUACAUCCCGGCGACGGAGAUUGACGGGUCGGUGACGUCGCACGCGCCGAUCGUGUACAAGGUCCACGAAGUCGACAUUCCCAAGCCCAACUACAAGGACAUCCGGCGGAACACACCGCGCCCCUCCGGCCAGACCAAAGAUCCCCGCUUGCGGCGAAUCUUUGGCAUGUACAACGAAGAUGACAACGGCGAGAACAAGGCGGGCGAGUCGCUGCUGCAAGGAAUGCGAUCGCCGCGAUCUUCGUCGUCGACGAACAGUGUAACGGUGGGUGCUGUGGGUUUGCCGGUGCCGGCGGCGACUGUCCCGGCCGGACCGAUUGCGCCCCGCGUUGAUCCACGAACAAAGCGCAGCCAGGAGAACAAAAGUCAGCAGCAGCAACAGCAGGAUGGUGGAGUUGGUGGUAGCGGGAGUACGAGCAUUGUAAAGAGCAAUCAGCUGGACGUGCAGACGAUUCUGUUGCGGUCGCCCUGGUACACGGAUUUGAGCUCCAAGCACAAGAUCAUGGUGAACCAGCAGUUGGCGAUUUUGUCGACGGAGAUGAAAAAGUAUCACAACUCGGACAAGUCCACGGACAAGCUGGCGGAAUUUAUGCAGCAGCUGGCGACCAACCAGAUGCUUCAGUUCAUCCUGACUAACCUGAACGUGUACGUGGAUGACUCGGUGACGUUCUGCGAGGUGCCGAUGGUGUCUUCGCCCCCGUUGCCCCUGAUGAACGUCCCACCGCCGAACCUGAUGCCCCCGAUAAACAUGCUUCCACCGGUGAACAUUCCUCCGCCGGUCACCACGAAACCACCCUCCAUCUUCGAUCUUCCCCGGUUUAACUGUCCACCGGAAGUGCGGCCGGGACUGCUGGGCGUAGCGCCCAACAUGCCAUUCGAGCAGUUCCUGGCGAUGGGUCAGGUCAACAAGAGCAACAACCAACCACCGCCGCCCCUGCUAGACGAUUGGGGCGAAUGCUGGGACGACGAUCCCAGCCUGAGCCGGGGUGGCGGAGGAGGAGGAGGAGGUGGCAACGGCGGCGGCGGAGGAUUCGUCCCGAACUUUGAACGCAACACCAACAACAACAACAACUUUAACAACGGCCCGCGGGGAAACCCGAUGCGGAACAACAACCGCAACAACUUUCGGAACAAUGACCGGUGGAACAACUCCGGCGGAAACGGUCCAAACCGGCGCAACAACAACCACAACCGCCGAAUGGAUAAGAAAAAGUAAACCACGUUACCAAAAUUGCACUUUUUUCCGAGAUUUGAAUCUCCAACGCGUGAGAUUUAAGAUACCAAAACGGUUGUCAAUGGUGCUUCCCCGUCGAUUUUUUCGGCCUCCAAAAAGUGGCUCUCAUGUAAAUAAUACCCCCCAACCCCUCCCCCUUUUUGUUAAUAUUAUGUAAAUAAGUUUUAUUAUUAUGCUAGCAAUGUACUAAGCUGGAUGGAGGAGUACUCAGUUGAGAACGUAAUUUAAAUCAAUAAAUGAAAAGAAAAAACUCCAUAAUAACCCAAAAAAGAGAGCAUUCAUAGCGAAUAUGCAACAAUCCCAAUGAUCACUGAUAAAGUUUGAAUUCAAGUGGUUGGCCCCCUUUUCCGGGAAUACCACAAUAAUUAGUAUUAACCACAACCACGUGGACCCGUAGUCGACUUGUGUAGUUGUAAGAAUGAUUGUAUCUUGGUCAGAGAUAAAGUACCCAUCAUGUGAGAUAGAGAGACAGAGCGAGAUUACCGUGAACUAUCAA
This is a messenger RNA of Culex quinquefasciatus (southern house mosquito), 4668 nucleotides long. Its product is annotated as protein suppressor of sable. The transcript has 6 exons. Gene Ontology annotation, biological process: negative regulation of DNA-templated transcription. Gene Ontology annotation, cellular component: nucleus. Lineage: Eukaryota; Metazoa; Arthropoda; Insecta; Diptera; Culicidae. The coding region runs from base 351 to 4154 and encodes 1267 amino acids. Gene Ontology annotation, molecular function: RNA binding; metal ion binding. The record is from RefSeq and is a predicted model, not a curated record.